AUGGUAAAAGAAAAUAACUUAAUAAUUGAAAAUAAAAAACCUUUUGAAUUAGUUCAAGAGGUAAAUAAUGAAGUUCCCUCUUUUGAGGAAUUUAUGAAGAAUUAUGAGAAUGAUGGUAAUGUGAAUUAUGAUGACUUAAAUAGUGGUGAUGUUGGGGAAGUGAAGGGUAGUGUUACAACUUCAGCAGGAGCAAACGCAGGAAUAGGUGGAGCAAUAACGAGUGGAGGUGCUGGAUAUUCAGUGUUUGGGGUCAAAGAUAGCAGUGGUGAGGCUAGGUUUUUGAGUGCUUCGGUUGGGGGUGAACUUGGAGCAGGUCCAGGAGGUGUUGUGGCUGGAUAUUCGUUAGGUGCAGACUUAGCAAGUAUUCAAACAGGAGGUUUUUCAGCUAAUGUCGGGUAUGAUGGCGGUAGUGGUGUUUCAUUUGGUGUUGGCGGUGUUGAAGCCAAAGUAGCAGGUGUUGGUGUGAGUAUUGGCAAAAAAAUGGGAGUAAGCACUCCUUUUGGGGGAGUAUCGGUUGAUUUAGAGGAAACUUGUGUUGUGCA
Paraglomus brasilianum is the source of this 542-nucleotide messenger RNA. The record is from the annotation of a GenBank genome assembly. Lineage: Eukaryota; Fungi; Glomeromycota; Glomeromycetes; Paraglomerales; Paraglomeraceae.